AUGGUUGCCCCGAUCUACGACCUCCUCCCCUUCCCGCCUCCUCCCUCACCUCCGACAGGCUUCGCGGGCUGGCUCCGCCGCCGCCUCUCGAAGAAGAGUCUUGCCGAAGACGCCGUGACCGAUCCGGCCCCGCGGCUCUCCCGCACCACCACCGAGCUCUUCGAGCAGCGUCUGAGCUCAUCACGAUCACGAUCACGCUCCCUCUCACCGCACCACCCCCACCCACGCCCAGCUCAAGCCGCAGACCCCAUGCCCCGCCGCACGCCCGCCUUCAUAACCAACCAAUCCCACGCCCAGCCGGCCGUCGUAUCGAUGACCUCCCCCACGACCUCCCACUCCCACACGCGGCACGUCAACUUCCCCGAGCCCACAACAACAGCGUACUUCUCGCCGCCAUCGAUCCUGAGCACCACAAGCUCCUCGUCGUUCCUCGACUCCUCGCUUCCAGACUCGCUGAGCAUCCCGUCCGACGCCGGCGUGGGAGGGGACUCUGUCUCCGGCGGCGGUGGGGACGGCCUCGUGCUGCGGCCGCAGUGGUCCCUAUCGACGGCGGACCUGCACGCAGCUGUGGCCGAGCAGCUCCCGGGAACACACUCAACACCCGCAACACACACAACACCUGCUGCCGCUGCCGCUACCUCUCGCGACUCCGGAUUCGAAGUCCUGCUGCAAUACAACGUUGACGGCAUACAGCCGUUCCUGGUGUUUUUGCUCGGCUUGCCGUUUGUGGGCGUUGCUACGCAGACGGGCUGUGUGGGCGCUAUGAGCCAUGGGAUCAAGAGGGCAGUGGGUGGGGUGAGGAUCGGCGGCGGCGGAAGGGUCGUGAAGAGGGUGCUGCCGAAGGAGCAGCCGGCGGAACCGGUGGCGUGUGAGUAUGCCGUGCAGUAUACCGCUUAUGAUGAGGAUCGGGAGGUGGAGGUGGAGGUGGAAGCGAGUGGAAGUGGGAAGAGGGACAACGGGAAGAGAGUGGAGUAUACCGCUUACGAUGGUGCGGAUCAGGAGAUGGAGGUGAAAGCGAGCGGGAGUGGGAGUGGAAGUGGGAGGAGAGACAAGGGGAAGGGACGGGCGUACUGAGGGCGGGAGUGUGAUGGUCUGGC
Tricharina praecox is the source of this 1097-nucleotide messenger RNA. RefSeq lists its product as uncharacterized. Lineage: Eukaryota; Fungi; Ascomycota; Pezizomycetes; Pezizales; Pyronemataceae. The transcript has a single exon. The record is from RefSeq and is a predicted model, not a curated record. Bases 1 to 1074 code for a protein of 357 amino acids.